UAGGGCAGGUGUUCCUCCUCUUCUUUCUUUGGUUCAGCUGAUGCUUGAUGGAGUUGUGGGAGCUCUCUGGACUGUAGCUGCUGGUAUUGCAAUCCUUGCAGAGUGAGGAUCUUCUCUCAGCACCCAGCCCCUCUCGGUCGCGAACGGCCGUUGAUACUAUUAAGGGGUUUAUUUUGAACAUAUGUUACAAAUAUGGCUGUCUCUCUUAUUAUAAAAUGGGGUGGGCAGGAAUUUUUGAUAACCACCUUGUCAGAAGAGGACACAGUGCUGGAUCUCAAGCAGUCUCUCAAAGGACUUACUGGAGUGCUUCCAGAGCGCCAAAAGCUGCUUGGACUUAAAGUAAAAGGCAAACCAGCGGACAAUGAUGUUAAGCUUGGAUCACUAAAAUUGAAACCAAAUACUAAAAUCAUGAUGAUGGGGACACGUGAGGAAAGCUUGGAGGAUGUCCUUGGGCCACCCCCUGAUAAUGAAGAUGUAGUCAACGACUUUGAUAUUGAAGAGGAAGUUGUUGAAGUAGAGAACAGGGAAGAGAAUCUGCUUAAAAUCUCCCGCAGAGUUAAGGAGUACAAAGUAGAGAUAUUGAACCCUCCACGGGAAGGAAAGAAAUUGUUGGUCCUAGAUGUUGAUUAUACCCUGUUCGACCAUAGAUCAUGUGCAGAGACUGGGAUUGAGCUGAUGAGGCCAUACCUGCAUGAGUUCCUGACAUCGGCAUAUGAAGACUACGAUAUUGUAAUUUGGUCUGCUACCAAUAUGAAGUGGAUUGAAGCUAAAAUGAAAGAGUUGGGAGUAAGCACCAAUGCAAACUACAAGAUAACAUUCAUGCUGGAUAGUGCUGCCAUGAUUACUGUGCACACUCCAAGACGAGGAUUAAUUGAUGUGAAACCCCUAGGUGUCAUAUGGGGCAAAUUUUCAGAGUUUUACAGCAAGAAAAAUACUAUUAUGUUUGAUGACAUUGGACGAAAUUUUCUGAUGAACCCACAAAAUGGACUAAAGAUUAAACCCUUCAUGAAAGCACAUUUAAACAGAGAUAAAGAUAAAGAGCUUCUAAAACUUACCCAGUAUCUCAAGGAAAUAGCAAAAUUAGAUGACUUUUUGGAAUUAAACCACAAACACUGGGAAAGGUACCUUUCAAAGAAACAAGGACAGUAGCUUUAUUUUGUGACAUUGAAGCCAAGCGGAACAUAGAGACCCUUUGACCUUUCCUCUUAUGUAAGCUAGAAUAAAGUAGUGCUGGACACUGACUUAACCCCCAGAAUGACUGCUUGUAUCUGGUCUUUCCAUUGGUUUGCCCUAGGUUUGUCUGUCUCGUCUGAAGAUCGCCGCUAACGAUGGAAAGUAAAAUCAUUUGCUUUUUUCUUGCAUUUAUCUCUGGGGUUAUCAUAAAAAAAGUCACUUGUACUGCUACUAUAGUAUCCCCAAAACUUUAAAUACCAUACUGUUUUGAAUGGUGGGGAACCCGCCCCCAUGUUCAGACCAAAAAAAAUCCCCCAAUCCUGAAGUUUACUAUGGAGCCAGGUUUUUUGCAUUCUCAGUUCUAGAAACAUUUCCCUUUCCUGUUUAUAAUAUUUAAGUCUAUAAACUAUAAACUGUCAAAUUAUGUAUUCGUAUGUCAAGUGUUCCUUUUGUACAAGACAGUUUUAAAGAUGGAAAGCACCACUAGAGGGCCUAGAUGCCUUCAUGUGUGGAUUGUAAUACACUGUUGUGACUAGGGAGGAGUUUGAUUGAAAAGCUUUCCUUUUUUUAUAUAUAUAUAAAAAACUUAACUAGAGGAAAGGUUUAAACCUGAAAAGAGCUAACGCCCAAUUCCUUAAAGCAUGAACAUUAGUUGUUCUGUUCUAGUUAAAUCGUGCCAGGAUACAAGCUCUUUUACUGGCAGUAUUCAGCCACAGCUGUUCUAAAGUAUCACUUAACUUGUGCUGCUUCAGCCUGCACUGUGGAAGUGUGAUGUGCCCACUGUCUCGCAUUGCUGACAGUCUCAUAUCAUGCCAUUCUGGUAUUUGAAAGCAGACUGUCCCUUUCAAAUAAAGAUAGCAUAUGUUGUUCUUAAGGAACUAUAGCAGGUAUGCUAAUAAUAAUAAUUAAUAAUAAUAAAUGCCUUUUCUUAAAA
This is a messenger RNA of Rhineura floridana, 2107 nucleotides long. It is a transcript of the gene UBLCP1, whose product is annotated as ubiquitin like domain containing CTD phosphatase 1. Gene Ontology annotation, molecular function: protein binding; protein serine/threonine phosphatase activity. Gene Ontology annotation, cellular component: nucleus. Bases 193 to 1149 code for a protein of 318 amino acids. The transcript has 11 exons. Lineage: Eukaryota; Metazoa; Chordata; Lepidosauria; Squamata; Rhineuridae. Gene Ontology annotation, biological process: protein dephosphorylation. The record is from RefSeq and is a predicted model, not a curated record.